AUGGCUAGACAAAUAAAAAAAAGUAGUAACAAACGUAAAAAAAAUGCUAUAAAUGGCAUAACACAUAUAAAAUCUACAUUUAACAAUACAAUUGUAACUAUUACAGAUUUAAAAGGAGAAACUAUAUCUUGGUGUUCAUCAGGCGCUAGUGGUUUUAAAGGAGCAAAAAAAGGCACACCUUUUGCAGCACAAACAGCUUCAGAAAAAGCAGCUAAACAAGCUAUAGAACAAGGCCUUAAACAAACCGAAGUUAUGGUUAAUGGUCCAGGUGCAGGAAGAGAAACAGCUAUUAGAGCAAUACAAGCAACUGGUAUCGAAAUAACUUUAAUAAAAGAUAUAACACCUGUACCACAUAAUGGAUGUAGACCACCUAAAAAACGAAGAGUAUAA
Molecule: messenger RNA, 390 nt
Organism: Chondrus crispus (carragheen)
Lineage: Eukaryota; Rhodophyta; Florideophyceae; Gigartinales; Gigartinaceae
Source: the annotation of a RefSeq genome assembly